AUGAAGUUCUCACUUGUUUUGAUGCCCUUGAUGCUGCUCGGGGAUGUCGUCUCCGCACAGAGCAGUUUGAACGACAUCUGCACCGGUAGCGCCAACUCGGGUUGCAAGGCGACUAUCACGGUUCCCAACGGUGUCAAGGUCAUCAGGACGAAAAAAACGUUCACAAAGGACAACCCGUGCAAGACCAAGAAGACGGUCACCGUCAAGUGUCCCACAAAGGCAAAUCCCAAGAGGACAUGCAAAAAAAAAAGCCAAUGCGUAAAGGGCAAGGAUGUCUUCACCAAGAACGUCGCUACGGGCCUCCAGAUCACCUACGUCAAGAUCAACGUCUGCAACAAGAUCCGUCAAGUCCUAGGCAAGACCCUCGGAGACAAGUUCCUCAAGGCCAGGGGUCCCAUCUGUAACUGCUUCCAGAAGCUGCGCACCUUGAACAACCAGGGAAAGUUUACGUCUUCUUCAUUGGGUAACUUUGACUUGGCCAACGAAAACUACCUCGAACAGGCCCAGGAUUUGCAAAAGGUCAAUUGGUCACUAACAGUAGUCCAGCUUGAGAUUUCGACUUUCCGGGCCAUGAUUAUGGUCAUCCAUCCCUGCCGUGUUACGGGCGUCUGCGACUACAACCUGAUUCACACCGUCUUCAAAAACUACCUCUUCGCCACAUACCGAACCCUCCUCGUCCCCAUCAUCCCCGUCACAAUCCGCUGGAGAGAUGCUCUCGUUGGACUUGAAAAGUCCACUGGUUACGUUCUGAACCAAACAAGCAAUGUCACUGAAGCCUUCUAUGACAUCGAGUCGACCCUCAACAACUACAGACACUACAUUUGCGGCGAGCUCAACUACUGCGAGGGCAAUCGUUUUCAUAUUCAAAAGUUCAUGGGAAAUGUCGACAAUGUGAUGAGUAUGACUUAUAGUCUCAUCCAGGCUAGGCAGCCCCUUGCUAGCCACAAGGACACGGUCACUAGUCUAUCGGGCGACGUGAACACACUCAUGUCAAACUGGGCCAAGGUCCCAACACCCAACGAGUUGGUCAGCAAGAUCAGGAACAACGAGAUCAAAGUUGCCAAGGACAUCUUCAAGUUCAUGCCUGUCGUGCAGGGAAUGCCAACCACUGCCAAGAAGGUCACUACUGAGCUCGGCCCUCUAAAGUCGUUUGUCAGCCAAUAUCUUGCGGAAUCAGAGAACCUUUAUGAUCUUAUUACCAGCAUGGUUGAGAUUAAUUGGGAGAGGGACCACCAGGAAGAGUUUGGCAACGACCAAUACGGCGUGUAUGUGCGCAACGGGCUCAUUUCCAUCCAGGGCCACCUCAACGAAGCCCUAGCCGAUGCCGUCAAGGUCUACUUCUGGCUCAUUCGUGCCGUCGACUUCCAGCUCAAGGACUUUUCUCUCACAAACGGACGCUGGAGAAUGGAGACUGGCACUACACCUUACCAGCGAUGGACUACUCUGCACAUGGACAUGCCCUGCACAAAGAUCACCAAGACUCCGUACAAGGCUGAAGGCCUGAGCAAGUUGUCCAACUCGCACCGGGUCUACUGGAAGUGUCCCUUCGGGCCCCAUGACACUCAUUAUCCCAUGGUUCACGUUCCAUACGUGAGGAUGUACGAAUGA
This is a messenger RNA of Fusarium vanettenii 77-13-4, 1608 nucleotides long. RefSeq lists its product as uncharacterized. Lineage: Eukaryota; Fungi; Ascomycota; Sordariomycetes; Hypocreales; Nectriaceae. Bases 1 to 1608 code for a protein of 535 amino acids. The record is from RefSeq and is a predicted model, not a curated record. The transcript is spliced from 4 exons.